AUGGGCGUGGAAGGCUAUGCCGUUGACGUUCCAGUCACCGGCAUCAACAACGGAAAGAUAACGCUCUCCGUAGUGAUCACUUGCAUUGUAGCUGCGUCUUGUGGCCUCAUAUAUGGCUACGACCUCGGAAUUUCAGGAGGAGUGACCACAAUGCCGUCAUUCCUUCUCAAAUUCUUUCCGUCCGUACUGAAGAAGGCAGCAGCGACCAAACCAAACAUCUACUGCGUAUAUGAUAGUCAGAUUUUGACAACAUUCACAUCCUCUCUCUACAUAGCCGGUAUGUUCGCAACGCUUGUGGCAAGCCGUCUCGUCAAGACUCUAGGCCGGAGGAACGUCAUGCUCUUGGGUGGUUCUACCUUCCUCGUCGGGUCUGCUCUAAAUGGUGGAGCUGUUAAUGUUGCCAUGCUCAUCUUGGGUCGUAUGAUGCUAGGGUUUGGCCUUGGUUUCACUAACCAAGCUGCUCCCAUCUACCUCUCCGAAGUCGCACCACCAAAAUGGCGCGGAGCCUUCGGCACCGGCUUCCAGUUCUUCAUUGGUAUCGGUGUCCUGGCUGCCAGCUGCAUAAACUUGGCCGCCGCCAAGCACCCACACGGGUGGCGUUUCUGCCUCGGCCUUGCCAUAGUCCCGGCUGCCAUAAUGACCUUUGGUGCACUCUUCAUUUCCGACUCCCCCUCAAGCCUAGUCGAACGCAACAAGCUCGAGCAAGCCAAGAGAGCCUUAUUAAACAUCCGAGGCAAAGACACAGACAUCGAACCAGAGCUCGCCCUUCUCAUUAGAAAUAGUGAAAUGGCCAAAGCUAUCAAUGAGGAGCCAUUUAUGACUAUAUUUCAGAGGCAGUACAGGCCUCAACUUGUGAUCGGAAUGCUUGCCAUUCCGUUUUUUCAUCAGAUGUCUGGGAUCAACGCCGUCGCGUUUUACGCGCCAGUGCUGUUUCAGUCUGUAGGGAUGGGAAACGAUUCAGCUCUCUUUGCGACGAUCAUACUCGGAAUGGUUAAUAUCCUGUCGAUACUUGUGUCUGCUUUUGCGAUUGAUCGGUGUGGGAGGAGGUUUUUGUUGAUGGAAGCUGGUAUCCAAAUGAUCAUUACUGAGGUUGGGGUGGCUAUUGUUCUAGCACUUACAACAGGUACUGACGGAACCAAGCGUAUAUCAAAGGGGUAUGCCGUACUAAUCCUAGUGUUGAUGUGUUUCUAUGCUGCUGGUUUUGGUUGGUCAUGGGGUCCGAUGAACUGGCUCAUACCAAUUGAGAUAUUCCCCAUGAAGAUUCGACCCACAGGGCAAAGCGUCGGGAUUUUUGUGAACUUUGCAGCCACAUUUUUGGUGUCCCAAACGUUCUUGACAAUGUUGUGCCAUCUCAAAUAUGGCACAUUCUUGUUCUAUGGAGGUUGGAUAUUGGUCAUGACCAUUUUUGCUGCUCUGUUGUUGCCAGAGACUAAAGGGAUACCACUGGAAUCGAUGCAUACGGUGUGGGAGAAGCACUGGUAUUGGCGUCGGUUCGUUCAGGGUUAA
This is a messenger RNA of Fragaria vesca subsp. vesca, 1506 nucleotides long. Its product is annotated as sugar transport protein 5-like. The transcript has 4 exons. Bases 1 to 1506 code for a protein of 501 amino acids. Gene Ontology annotation, molecular function: monosaccharide transmembrane transporter activity. Gene Ontology annotation, cellular component: membrane. Gene Ontology annotation, biological process: monosaccharide transmembrane transport. NCBI's taxonomy places the organism in Eukaryota, Viridiplantae, Streptophyta, Magnoliopsida, Rosales, Rosaceae. The record is from RefSeq and is a predicted model, not a curated record.